This is a messenger RNA of Phytophthora nicotianae INRA-310, 2127 nucleotides long. RefSeq lists its product as hypothetical. The record is from RefSeq and is a predicted model, not a curated record. The coding region runs from base 79 to 1140 and encodes 353 amino acids. The transcript is spliced from 2 exons. Gene Ontology annotation, molecular function: protein binding. Lineage: Eukaryota; Oomycota; Peronosporomycetes; Peronosporales; Peronosporaceae.
AACAGAACUGCCUCUUAAGUUCGCACUGUUAAAACCGUCUCAAAUCGGUAUGCUCAGUUGACGUUUCUCGACCUGAAGAUGAAGCACAACGAUGAGGAGACCAAGACCAAGCAGGUGAACACGGAUGCAUUGCAAGCGGCGAUGGAUGAGCGCGCGCAGACGCGACAGGAAGGUGAGAGGAAAGACGGAGGAGAGGGCGAAGAAGAGGAGAGAGAAGUGGUGACGCUUUCGAGCUGCGUGGACCUCAGCGACGUGCAGGACGGCGAACUCUACUACGUGGGCACAGCAGGAGUAAAGAUCACGGAGCUGGACGGGCUGGAGAACCUGCCGAAUCUGCUUAAGCUUCACGUGCGCUCCAAUAUGCUUCAGUCCAUGGCGAGCGUAGCGUCUCUAGUGCAGCUGGAGCACCUGGAACUAUACGAUAACCAGAUCCAGACGCUCGAGGGCGUGCAAAACCUCGUGAACCUCAAGGUGCUAGACCUAUCGUUCAACGAGAUCCGUGUGAUCCCCGAUCUGAGUCAUCUCACGAAGCUUGAGGAGCUCUAUGUGGCCAACAACAAGCUCAAGAAGAUCUCGGGCAUUGAAAACCUGACGACGUUGAAGAAACUGGAUCUGGGAGCCAAUAGAUUGCGAACGAUUGAGGGACUGGAUGGUUUAACGGAGCUGAGAGAAUUGUGGCUUGGCAAGAACAAGAUCACUGCUAUCCAAGGACUAGAGAAACUGACCAAACUGAAGAUUGUCAGUGUGCAGAGCAACCGAGUGGUGAAGAUCACGGGCUUUGAGAACAACGUGGAGUUAGAAGAACUGUAUCUCAGUCACAACGGCAUUGAGAAGAUCGAGAAUGUGGAGCACUUGACAAAGCUGACUACGAUGGAUCUGGCUGGUAACCGUAUCACGAAUAUUCCGUCGACGCUGGCGCCGCUAGCACAACUGGAGGAUCUGUGGCUGAACGACAACCAGAUCGCACAAUAUGCUGACGUGGAGCACCUUGUACCGCUGGCAGGACUACGCACACUCUACCUGGAGCGUAAUCCACUCGCUCAAGACUUUGAGUACCGAAAGAAACUAGAGGAGCUUUUACCUGAGCUGGACAAGAUUGACGCGACGCCGACGACAAAGGCGAGACAAGGACGCAGAUAAACAUUAGUCUCGCAGUACAGUUUAAAUGCUGAUGAGCUGGGAAUUAUCAUGCCAGCGUGGUUGUACUCGAGUCGGGUUCUUUUGUGAGCUUUGCCUUGGCCAAAUGCAAAUACUUUUGCCACGGCUUCACGUCACCCAUGUCGGUAGUGUCUGUGUGGUCUGGCUGUUGCACACCGUGACUGAACGGCUUACCAUUGGUGAUGUAAAUCUUUGCUGGUGGUGGGUGGAUACUACAGCUGAUAAUAAUGCAGACCAAGCACAUGCCAUUGAUCACAACCAUCCAUGAGCCACAAUGCAAACAUCUCUGUCCUCUGAACUUGCCCUUGUAGAUUGGAAUGGCCAUUACGCCUGCUGUCCCAAGAAAUGCAAACACAGUUGGCACUACCCAAGCUGUAGGACGUUCUUGUGUGAUAGGGAUCGAACGAAGGUGAAGCACCUCGCUGAAGAUGUCAGGCGGGUCCUCGCUCUCCGUUAUAGUCACCGAGCAUUCGACUACGCUACGCCAGAACUCUGCUCCGAAAUUCAAGGAACGCUCAAUAACCACCAAUUCCAGUUUGUAUCCACUCAAAUACGUCGACAAGUUUCGUGUUGGCAUAGGACACUCGAUGAUAGUUUUAUCGUCCAGCGCGUUCCGCCGUGCAAAGCGAUACGUUCUUCUUCCUUUGCUCACGCUCAGACGUUGGACGUCAUUAAGCGGACACGACAAAUUCCACGUCUCGUCAGCUCCUAGACGUGGCACAGGGUUCGUGCAGCACUGUAAGCAGUACUGCUGGUUCAUCAACCACGGAUCUGUGAACUGAGUCUCGAAGGUAUACGCCUUGUGGAAUCCUGCGCUCGCAUUCAAGUCCUUACAGCCAUUGAGGGCGAAUCCAGCAUAACAUUGCUGAAGGAGCGACGUCACAGUCGUAGGAGUGUCCAAUGACUGAAUCGCACCAUAGAUUCCGUACGUGGCCUAAGAAAACAAAAACAAAGAUAAAAAGUUAAAGC